Molecule: messenger RNA, 3840 nt
Organism: Galleria mellonella (greater wax moth)
Lineage: Eukaryota; Metazoa; Arthropoda; Insecta; Lepidoptera; Pyralidae
Exons: 9
Coding region: 453-2690 (745 amino acids)
Biological process (GO): cell surface receptor signaling pathway
Cellular component (GO): membrane
Molecular function (GO): transmembrane signaling receptor activity
Source: RefSeq, a predicted model, not a curated record
UUGCAGUAUGGUCGUUGAUGGCACAUGGUAGGUACAGUUGGAUACUGUACUCGAUUGUUACAUGUAAAUUUACCGUUAUAAUUUUAUCGUUUGUAUAGAUAAUAUUGCGGUCUGCUAUAUGAUGUUCUAUCUUUAGAAACAAUGUUUAUAAACAGUGUUAUCAAAGUUGGACGUUCUUGCAGUAGGUUCAAGAAAGAAGUUUGCAAUAAAAGCUCGUGGCUGAAGAUCGAGGCGAGUGAGUGAAGUGGGGGGAGUAUCGUCUCGUCUACAACUUCAAGGGCGAAACAGCCUCCACCAAACUAAUGUUGAUCAGUGGGCUACACCGAAGUCCGAAAAGCGUCAUUCAUUCCGUCGCCGUAACCGAGCACGCCGCACGCAACACACUGCCGGUAUAAUAUAAACAAUGCCCAGCACACCAAUCGACACUCACCGGCUGGCGUGAACAUUUGAACAUGUUUCAGUACAAAAUUCUCGUAAGCUUCUUCAAAGCUAUGUGGUCAUACAUUUUUGUGUUAACUUUUUUUAGUUUAAGUGUAUUUAGUGCAGAUUUACCCGUGUUUCAUAAGUGUUGCCCAGAAGAUCAGAACCUCAUCAAAGUGUCAGUUGAUUUAAAUAUUACUCUUGAUGUACGAUAUAUAUGUUUAAAUGCAGAAGCAGAAGAAAAGUAUAAUAUAUCCAGUGAUGUUUUUCCACUUUUAGUGGUUAAGACUGAAAAUGUUGAAUAUUAUAUGCCUGGAGAAUGUAAGUUAGAGUUGAUACAUAAAACUGGACCUUUUUUAGAAAUUACAACAGAUGUUGAUAUUUGUUACGAUAGACUCGUGAUGGAAAUUAUGAAUAAUACAACUAAACAGAUAGUUCCUAAAACUGUUGCGUUAUCCUGUGUUAAAAAUGAAACUAGCAAUACAUUAAUAUCAACUAUAACAAUAGAUCAUAUUCGAAAAUGUUGUCCUAGAAAUCAGAGGUACGACAUUGUAUUCCAUGUAUGCAGAAACUUUUAUGAAUAUAACGAAAGCAAUUGGUUAAUUAUGGAUUUUAUGAAUAAUAAUACACAGAGCAAGAUUUACGAAAUAGAUUUUGAAUUACACUGUAAAUCAAAUGAGUAUGCUGUAGAGUUGAGUGAAGAAAAGUAUAUGAUAGAAAUUGAAGGAAGCGCUUUAAAUGUAGGUACCAGAGAGGGAACAAUUAAGAAUAUAAUACGCAGUGGUGGAUGGUGCAUAGAUAAUGAAUAUUCUAGUGGAGGAUUGGUAGCUCGUGUUUGUACAAAUGAUUGUUCCAAAUUUGGUGCAUAUUGUAUGAGAAAGUGCUGUCUUAUAGGACAACAUUAUAAACCUCGAAGUUGUGAUAGCUUUGUUAGCAGUUGUGUACCUAGCACCAAUAAAGAUGAUGCGGUAUUCUUCAACAUUUCCUCAUACAUAGAUCCUUUAAAAGAGAAUUAUAAAAAUCUAAGUGAUACACUGGGUAUUCACAUCGGUUUGGAUUGCCCACACGGAAAAGUCGCUCUCAAUAAAUCUGCGAAACAAGAUUUCCACCGUCUGACACCAUCAGGAAUGUUAGAAUCUCCUCUCAAUAUAAGUUAUGACUAUUGCAUUGAAACUUUUGAUACUCGCAAAUGCCAGGAUGAUGUUACAGUAUCAGCAGCGGUUUGCUUCAUACCAGCGCCGACUCAGGAUAAGGACUUUCAAGUUUCUUUUGUAGUAAUUAUUAUUUAUUUUUUAUGUAAUAAUUUCCAUAUGUCACUGUACACUAUGCCGGAGCCGGAGUUGCGGAACCAGCAUGGACGGACCCUGACUUGUCACCUGAUUACGAUGUUGCUCGCGUUCUCGUGUCUUGCACGGGUACAGUACAAUCACGUUGAAAACACCCUUCUAUGUACAUUAUUAGGGUAUGGAAUAUACUUUGGUUUCGUCGCUGCAUUUGCUUGGCUGAACGUCAUGUGCUUCGACAUCUGGUGGACAUUUGGGCAUGUACGCACACGUUCUUUGCAAAAGGCAAAGUCGCAAAAACGCAGAUUCCUAUGGUACUCCCUACAUGCAUGGAGUGUUGCGGUGCUCCUGACACUCGCAACCUUCCUUUUGGACGUGUAUCCUAUUUCACCUUUACUAGAUGCAAACAUGGGGAACGGCAAUUGUUGGUUUGGGGUUGUUGAUCAAUCCAAUAAAACCGACUGGCCGCAUUAUAUUCUCUUCGUAGCACCAAUGGGUAUAGUGACGUGUACGAAUUUCGUGUUGUGGGUGUUGACCGCGCGUCAUUGUGCUCGCGUCAAAUCCGAGGUGCACCGACUUCAAGCUGGUUCGGUGGGAGAUCGAGCCAAGCGACGUUUCAGAAUAGAUCAGGCCAAAUAUAUGUUGACUGGCAAGUUAUGGGUGGUGAUGGGUGCAGGUUGGGUUUCUGAACUACUUUCUACUUUUAUGCAGCAACCUAAGUGGCUCUGGUUCGUGGUUGACCUCUUAAAUGAACUUCAAGGCGUCUUUAUCUUCAUAAUACUGAUAUUCAAGCCAAAGCUGUACUACCUCAUCAGGAAGAGAUUAGGUUGUUCAAGAAUUCCAAUAGACGCAAGGUUGGAGAAACCGGAUGUGCGGAAGAAUGGUCCUUCUUCAUCUUCUGCUCGUACGUCCUCUACCUACUUGUCUCGGACCAUCAGCCACGAACCAGUGAGAAUAUCUCUGGUUAAUAAUAUGAAGCAGAAUUAAAAAUAAACAGAAUCUAUACUUAGUCAUUCCUUUUUAAUGUUUGUCUUAACAAUUACUUAUGUAUGUCACGCAUUGUGUGAUUUUUGUGACUUAAUCGCCGAUAAUUAUGCACAAACUGUGUUUUCUAAUAAUAUUUCUAAGUAUUUUUUGUUAUCGUUGAUGAUAACAUAAUCUAUUGCUAGCAUGUCCAAUUUAUAUUAUGACUUGUUAGUCUGAUUUAGCAUCUCACUUAAGUAGUUUUGCUUAUAUCGCUUUUAGAUUCCCAACAUUUUUUAGAUAUUACUAAAUAUAAGUGUAUGACUGAUCUAGUCAUAGAUUAAGUUUAGGAAUAUUCUAGUUUAUUAUAGUGUUUAUUAUUAAGUGUAAGUCGUAGAAAACAUUGCAUUUGAUUGAAUUGAUUUGUCUUUUUUUAUAAUUUGAAUUUAAAUCCAUAAUCCAGGGUUGCCAGAUGCUAUUUCUAAUUUUGCCUAGAUGUCAAAUAUUUUUUCUUCUAUACGAUAUAAUUUUUUUCACUUCUAAUCAUUUACAAACGCGUGUUGAUUUCCACUAUAUUUCGAUAUAUAACGACAAAUUUAAUGUAAACAAAAAAAAAGGCCUUCUCUAUGUUUAAUUUAUCUUAUCCUUUGUUUUACUACCUUUAAUGGUAUAUUUGGUUAUAUUUAUAUCUCACUGUAUGGUUCACAAAUUACCCAAAUUUCUCCUAGCCCAUCUUACUUUUCUCUAAAAUUUUGCGAACAUCAAAAUUUUUUCCCCAAAAUUGUGAAAAAACCCAAUCUGGCAACACUGUCGCGGUCCUAUUUUGAGAAAAAAAAAAUAUUAUUAAGAGUUCAUGCUACUUUAUAGAUAUGAUAUAGAGCAAUUUUUAAAUUUUUUUGUCGUAGGUACUGACGUCACUAAAUCUAAACUAUAUAUGUACCUAAACCUAUAGAUAAAAGUUGUUUAUUUCUUUUUAUAAAAAUUCCAAACCUCUGAAAUGUCUUUCAAUGUAAAUUGUGGUUAUUACCAUGUACCAACCUAGAUCAGACAGUUUAGAUUUUUUUAUUUGUAUAUCUAUGUACGUCUAUUAGCGAGAACUAUCUUAUGUUUAGUGUAAGUAUAUACCUGUAUUAAGUGUACCAGCAAAAGAAAUACAUGUAUUCUUAUAGUGCAA